GUUAUUUGACGAGUGUGUAAUUUCACGGUUCAAGUUGAAGAAAAAAGGAAAAAGAGUAAAUUCGCGGUUCACCGAGUUACGGUAAGUGGGAUUGGAAAAAGAGGCAUUGAAGGCAUUAGCGUUUCACAGGUGUCCACCCUGUAGAAGUUGGUUACCCAGUCAGAGAUAUUCUUGUCUUCAUUUCCACUGUUCCUUUGCCCCUCUCUGUAUACCCAUUUACAUAAACCAAAUUCCUUAGUCGCUUGAGCCAUACUUCAAACCCAACCCAACCCAGCCAAAUACCAAAAAACCAGAGAUCUAAUCUACCAUAACAAAAACAAUUAACCUUUGUCUGGUUCCCAAAGAGACAAAUUAAGAAUGAGGGAACCAACGAUGGUGGUUGGCGCAGACAGCAAUGCUGCUGCUGCUGCUGUUGGCGGUGCUGAUGGAUCACCUCUCCCUCCACCGACGUCUUCACCGCCGCAAUCAUUAGUCGAGAGGCUCAAGGACUACGGCCAGGAACACGUUUUCGCCCUUUGGGACGAGCUUUCUCCUGAUGAACGCCUCCACCUCGUCAAGGAUAUCCAGAGUUUGGAUCUUUCGAGAAUAGAUCGGAUCAUUCGCUGCUCUCUUCGAUCUCAAGGACUGCCGGUGGCAGCAAUAGAGCCAGUUCCCGAGAGUUGCGUGUCCUCUGUAGAGGAGAGAACGAUGGAGGAAAGGGAAAGGUGGUGGAAGAUGGGAUUGAAGGCUAUAUCGGAAGGCAAAUUGGCUGUUUUGCUUCUAUCCGGUGGCCAGGGGACUCGGCUUGGAAGUUCAGAUCCCAAGGGAUGUUUCAACAUUGGACUUCCUUCUGGGAAGUCACUUUUUCAACUGCAAGCUGAGCGGAUUUUGUGUGUUCAAAGAUUAGCCGCACAAGCUAAAAAUGAGGGCUCAGUGACUAUACACUGGUAUGUAAUGACUAGCCCAUUUACUGAUGAUGCAACACGUAAAUUCUUUGAGAGUCAUAAAUACUUUGGUCUUGAAGCUGAUCAAGUUACCUUUUUCCAGCAAGGCACCCAACCUUGCAUUUCAAAGGAUGGUAGAUAUGUCAUGGAGACUCCAUUCAAGGUAGCAAAGUCUCCAGAUGGGAAUGGAGGAGUAUAUACAGCUCUGAAAUCUUCAAGAUUGUUAGAGGAUAUGGCUGCAAGAGGGAUUAAAUACGUGGAUUGCUAUGGUGUUGAUAAUGCAUUGGUUCGUGUAGCUGAUCCAACUUUCUUGGGAUAUUUCAUUGAUAAAGGUGUAGCUGCUGCUGCUAAAGUUGUGAAAAAGGCCUAUCCCCAGGAAAAGGUUGGUGUUUUUGUAAGGCGUGGUAAAGGCGGGCCACUUACUGUGGUUGAAUACAGUGAAUUAGAUUCAUCACUGGCUUCUGCAGUUAACCAGCAAACUGGACGCCUUCGUUUUUGCUGGAGUAAUGUGUGCUUACACAUGUUUACUUUGGAUUUCCUAAGCCAAGUGGCAGAUGGCCUUGAGAAAGACGGCAUUUACCAUCUGGCGGAGAAAAAGGUUCCUUCUAUCCAUGGGUAUACAAUGGGUUUGAAACUAGAGCAGUUCGUCUUUGAUGCAUUUCCAUAUGCUCCUUCAACUGCUUUGUUUGAGGUAUUACGAGAGGAAGAGUUUGCACCAGUGAAAAAUGCUAACGGUUCAAAUUAUGACACUCCAGACAGUGCAAGGUUGCUUGUUCUGCGGCUACACACACGUUGGGUAGUAGCUGCUGGUGGCUUCUUAACACAUUCAGUGCCAUUAUAUGCAACUGGUGUGGAGGUAUCACCGCUUUGUUCGUACACUGGAGAAAACUUGGAGUCCAUAUGCCGUGGAAGAACAUUUCAUGCACCCUGUGAAAUUGCAUUUUAGUUCAACUUUGUAACGUAGCGACACAUUCUUUUUGAUUUGUGCAGUGUGUUUGGGUUGAUGAUGUAAGAUCCAUUGUACGGCAUGGAUGUAAUUCGAUGGAGUGGAUGGAGAGUGGGUGAAAAAUGCAAAAUGUAGGAUUUAAAGAUUUUUGCAAUAAUGUUCACGCUUGUGACUGUUAUAUUGUUGUAUUCAUAUAUCAUUGUCGAGUCAUAUGGAAUUUGAGGUUUAUGGUGCAUUAAUUCA
Gossypium raimondii (Peruvian cotton) is the source of this 2112-nucleotide messenger RNA. RefSeq names its product UDP-N-acetylglucosamine diphosphorylase 2. The record is from RefSeq and is a predicted model, not a curated record. The transcript has 15 exons. NCBI's taxonomy places the organism in Eukaryota, Viridiplantae, Streptophyta, Magnoliopsida, Malvales, Malvaceae. Gene Ontology annotation, biological process: UDP-N-acetylglucosamine biosynthetic process. Bases 358 to 1869 code for a protein of 503 amino acids. Gene Ontology annotation, molecular function: UDP-N-acetylglucosamine diphosphorylase activity.